AUGGUCUCGGUCAAGUCAAUCGGUGUCAAGGGCCUGGCUGCCACUUCGGUCGGGCUCUUUUCUCUCGUUAGUUGUGCUCCUAUAAGCGCAACCGACGCAACCAGCAUCACUGAGGCUGUCACUGGUAGCACCAAUGUUGCUACCACUUCCAACUCGCCAUCAGCCCCAAAUAAUACGCUCUCGCCGGAAACGACUGGUUCCGAUGAUGAUCUGCUUCAUGAUCUUCCUCAGAUUCCGAAUGCGAAUGUUUCUGACAAUGCCGAGGUGUCGGGCGAGUUGGUAAAUCGAGUUGCCGGCCUCUUUGGCGUAACCACCGCCCAAAUGAUCAGAGUUCAGCUGGAAAAUACCGACCCGGAGCUCGCCGAGCCAGCGAACGGCGUCAGCCCAGGCCAGGCCACCUCCAAAAUCGCCAACUUCAAUGACAACUUCAAGGUCAACCUCCAGCAUAUCGGCGGACCCGACGAGCCUGGAUCCGUGAAAAACACCGCGGCCGAGGAGGCCCAUGAUGAGCGCGUUAACAAGCAUUUCAUGAGACAAAGACAAUCGAGGGAGAAAUUAAUGGUUGGCCUCGUCAACGGCACCCCCUACACCUGGAAGCGCAUCGGAAUAGAAUUCAAUGACAUGGAUCGGAAGAUGUCGCAGACCUUUCGCGAGAUCAUCCUGCCUGGCGAGCCCUUUGCCGCCUACGCCUACACUCACGACAAGAAAGCCAAGGCCAUGGUGCAGUACGAGCUCGUGGGCACCUCGGAGAAGACCUGGUUCACGCUCCGCAUCUCUUCCGGCGAGCCGCACCAGGUCACAGUCGAGUACGGCGGUGCCUUGGAGACAGUCGCCAACGGCAACGAGGGCAAGCGUGGUAGCGUUGUCGACCUCAACGUGGACCGCGGCGUGGCCUGUGCCACCUUUUACCUGACGGGCUCCGAAGGCCGCUUCCUCUCCAACGACGCGCCUGUCAACUGGAUGCACACCAUGCUAGAGGAGAUUGGCAACCACACCCUCCGCGAAAUCAUGCUACCGCGCUCCCACCACGCCGGCAUGUACACCCUCAACGGCGGCGAUGGAGUUGGCUUCGGCGGCCGCGGCAACACCUGGACCCAAGACUACUCCGUGUACGAUCAGCUCAAGAUUGGCGGUGUGCGUGUGAUUGACUCGCGCCUGGUGCUCACGCGCAGGGAGAAGAAGGUGUUUGAGAGCCACGGCAGCAAGGUCGCCGGCGCGUGGCACGGCUCGCUCGGUGUCUCGCACGACUCCAUGAUUAAGCAGAUUAACCGCUUCAACGAUGAAUACCCCGGCGAGCUCAUCAUCAUCGACGUGGACGGGCGUGAAAUGCGCGAUAACAAGAAGUUCAAUCAGCUCGAUGCCGCCGGCGUCGCCCACGUCGUCGAGAGCUUCAAGCGCCUCAAGCACCGCGCCGUGCUCGUCCCCGGCGAGGACAUUGCCCAGAUUCCCAUCAACCGCCUCAUCGGCGACGGCAAGUCCGCCGUCAUCAUCCGCAUGGAGGAGUACCGCACCCGCAACCUGCCCGGCGAGGGCUACCCCAGCGCCACCGAAGGCUUCAUCACCAACAACGAGCUGCCCUACCACAAGCACUGGAGCAACAUGGACAAUGCCGAGAAAAUGCUCAAGGACCAGACCGAGAAGCUAUUGGAGUACAAGGACGGCCGCUUCCGACAGCUGUACGUGUCCGACUUUCUCCUCACGCAAAAGGGCAUCGCCGUCAUCUUUGGCAACCCCAUUCGAGUCAUCAACGAGGCGGCCUGGAAGAAGCUCAUCGAGACGUUUUGGGGCGUCUUCCGCAGAGACGUCUUCCCCAACUGGCUCGCCAUGGACGCGAUUCGCGGCGGCGAGCUCAGAGGCAUCGCCAUGACCGUCAACGAGUGCUUGGUCGCCAAGCGCUGCGGCAAGUUGGGCGACCGCGCCCCAGACGCCGAGGAUAUCAAGCUUGCUCACACCACCAUGACUGCUAAUGCAACCACGACGUAG
Messenger RNA from Beauveria bassiana ARSEF 2860, 1983 nucleotides. Its product is annotated as glucan 1,3-beta-glucosidase. The transcript has 3 exons. Lineage: Eukaryota; Fungi; Ascomycota; Sordariomycetes; Hypocreales; Cordycipitaceae. Gene Ontology annotation, biological process: lipid metabolic process. Gene Ontology annotation, molecular function: phosphoric diester hydrolase activity. Bases 1 to 1983 code for a protein of 660 amino acids. The record is from RefSeq and is a predicted model, not a curated record.